AUGUGUGAGAAACACAAAGUAUGCAAUAGACAUGAAUAUUAUGCAGCAAAAUUAGGAAAACUUUUGGAGGCCUUUGAGAGCCGAUUUGAGGACCUAAAGAAAGAAGUCAAUGAUUUGAAGUUGUUCAGCAACCCCUUUUCUGUAUCUCCUGAUGAAGUAGAAUUCGAAGCACAAAUCGAACUGAUUGAUCUUCAGAAUAAUGACAGCCUUCGUACCAAGUAUAAUGAAGGGGACUUGCUCAACUUUUAUAAUUGCUUGGCCAAAGAUCAGUUUCCUUAUUUGAGAAACAAAGCUGCUAUUUAUGCAAGCUUAUUUGGCUCUACCUACAUAUGUGAACAAACAUUUAGUCUGCUCAACCAGACCAAGUCAAAUAUUUGUAGCAGGCUAAGUGAUCAAAAUCUGCACUCUGUUUUAAGACUGGCAACCACAAAUUUCCAUCCUAACAUAAAAAAAAAACUUGUACAUGAAUCUCAGUGUCAAAAAUCUCAUUAA
Molecule: messenger RNA, 492 nt
Organism: Macrobrachium nipponense
Lineage: Eukaryota; Metazoa; Arthropoda; Malacostraca; Decapoda; Palaemonidae
Product: general transcription factor II-I repeat domain-containing protein 2A-like
Exons: 1
Coding region: 1-492 (163 amino acids)
Source: RefSeq, a predicted model, not a curated record